AUGUGCAUUGAAGAAGAUACUAAUGAAGUGAAGGGCGAAGACCCAGGGAUAACUUUAUUGAAGAGAAAUAUCAAAGCUCUCCAGGCUGAAAAUUUACAAAUUAAGGAAGAAAUUAGCAGUGUUAAAACGCUUGUAGAGAAUGGGCAAAAAGAGAUGAGAGAAAGCUUUGAAAAACUUUCCCUAGCCAUUUCUGCUAGGUGCAACGAUAAACAAUAG
Molecule: messenger RNA, 216 nt
Organism: Blepharisma stoltei
Lineage: Eukaryota; Ciliophora; Heterotrichea; Heterotrichida; Blepharismidae
Source: the annotation of a GenBank genome assembly